Molecule: messenger RNA, 1596 nt
Organism: Silurus meridionalis
Lineage: Eukaryota; Metazoa; Chordata; Actinopteri; Siluriformes; Siluridae
Product: afadin- and alpha-actinin-binding protein
Exons: 12
Coding region: 141-1349 (402 amino acids)
Source: RefSeq, a predicted model, not a curated record
GUGUGAUGUCACGCUCUCUAAAUCUGUGUUUCUAUCCUGACAAAAGAAUCCAAUAAAUCUCUUCUCAAGAAGGUGAGAGAAAUGAAGAACAGUUUACUCAUUGAUCAAGCAGAAGGUUAUCAGCUUUAGGUGGUGUAAAAAUGGCUAACAAACAAGAAGGAAAGUCGCUCACAAGCCGUAGGACUCAUGACACCUCAGAGGUCCAGAGCACUAGGGUGUUGCUGCAGGUCAGUACGGCUUCCAGCAGGAUUUUCAAAGAUGAGAGGAACGAACGCAACAGAUCGCUUCAGGAGCAGCUUAUGGAAAAAGAUCAGUGCAUCACUAAGCUGCAAGAUGCACUUCAAAAGGAAAGGGAGAAGAACUCCAGGUUGCAGUCUCGUUAUACGCAGCAGGCAGCUGAAUUAAAGCGCAGGGAGCAGCUGGUGAACAGGAUGAGGGAGAAGCUCUCGCAGUUCACAGACCGACACAGAGACCGGGGCGUGUGUAAGACACAGUCUAUAGAGAUCAUGAACACUCUUCCUAAGCAAUCGGGACAGAGGGAUGCGAUGUCCCAGAGCGCACGGCAUGAUGGGAGGAAAGAUGAGGCUCUGAGGUUGAUGCUGGAGAGGAGAGAGGCUGAGCUCAGGGAGGCCAUGAAGCUGCGUCACAGCCUCACCACACUACUGCACGCGCUCAAAAGUGACAUGCAGCAGACUUUAAAGGAGAUGGGAAAGACUGUGGAGGAGGUGGAAAGGGAGGAGAAGACAAGUGACACGAGCAGGCUGGUGAAAUCAGAGCAGUCACUUGGUGAUCAUGUGACGGGGGGCGUGUUUCUGGAGUGGACACGAGUCCAGCAGAGGCUGAUGGAGCUGCAGGCGCAAAGCCCAGCCACAGUCCGAACAGACCAGGAGAAGCUUCAGGCUCAGCUUGAAGAAGAGCUGGAGCAGAGCAGAGAGCUGGUCAGAAUACAACAGCAGCUACUGCAGGACAGUGUGGUGUCUCCACUCCCUGACCCCCUGAUAGACUCCUACUAUCUGGAAGAGUGGGAGCGACUUCAGGACAAGUGGGCGGAGUUUAACCGGCAGAGGCGGAGCUUCCAGCAGGAGAGGCAAGCCUUCACAGAUGCGGCGAUCCGAUUGGGCCAUGAGAGAUGCGAGUUUGACCAGCAGAAGGCCUCAUUGUUGAAACAGCAGUUCCUCAGCACAUCUCCAGUGAUGAAGACUUUACACUCUAACCGGAGAGAGAGCACGGCACUGAGUGACUUGACCUCCUUCUUAAUCGUUGGACACUUUAAAUCACCGGCACUCGCGGAGCUGUUUCAGUUUGAGUGCAUCCCUGACCAAAGUAAACGCGAAUGCGAUCAUCCGUGAUUCUGCAAUGAUGCGGCCGCAGGAGAGCCUCCAGAAUACACACAAUACUGACAAUGUUUCUGUGGAGAUCACGAAAAAACAAGAAAGAGAGAAAUAUUAUAAUGCAGGGCCUCUUAGGACUUAGGUUUUAAUCAAGAAGGAUCCAACCUAGAUAUCGAUAUCAGUCAAAUCCACUAUCGGACCACCUCUCUCACACACACACACACACACACACACACACACACACACACACACACACGCACUAUUU